AUGACACUUUUAUUUCAAAUUCGAUUAGAACAAGAUAGUUUAACUUUGAGAGGGUCAUCUACGGAAUCUGUGGGUUGCGUUCUACGCGGACAACUCGUGUUAUUAAUUACAAAACCUAUCAAAACCAAAGAAAUUAAAUUGACAUUUCAGGGAAAAUCAAAAAUUGCGUGGGAUAGUGAGAAAUAUCAUGUUCUUCAGCCGGCAAAUUAUUGCUGGAAUUUUGAAUUAAUCCUUCCCGGAACAUUAAAAGAAACGAUUGAAAAAUGUAAUAGAAGUUACAUUCGUUAUAACCUUAAAGCUACCUUAAAAAGACCAACUUUCUCACAAAAUAUUCAUACUAAACGUAAAAUCCAAAUCAAUAGAUGUUUGAUGUCUAAUUAUUUUAAUUCAUUGCAAAGUGUUGUUCUUAUUAAUUCAUGGAAGAAUAAAGUUGAAUAUGAAUUUUCAAUUGGAGCCGGAUAUUUCUGCCUCGAUGACAAGAUUCCAGUAGAACUUAUUAUAAAACCUUUAGUAGAAGGAAUAAAUAUUCAUCGAUUCAAUUUAAUUUUUGAAGAGCACAGAACCUAUAACAUUGGACCGAAAACCAUGAAAGAAGUGGUAAUUAUUGAUAUAAAGAGAGAUUCAUCAGUAAUUCCUUUUGAUAAUGAAACUUGGAUUAAAAAUGAAGAAAUGUCAAUUCCAAAGUCUCGUUGUUUAGCAGAUUCUGAAAAUAACCAAAUUCGUAUCGAACAUAAAGUAAGAUUUGAUGUUACAUUUCAAAUUGAAGAUAAAGAUUAUUAUGAAGUUACAGCAAGUUUACCUGUCAUAAUUACUUCAUGUUUUAGUCCGAUUGGUAUUAUGUUUGAUGCACUUCCUACCUACAAUAGUUAUUAUUUUGACAGAGAAAUCAACGAAGAUUUAUCAUCUUCAAUACCUUCCAAUAAUAAUAAUUUAACUUCUAGAGACAAUAAUUUAUAUAAUAAUUUAUCAUCCAGUAUUAAUAAUAAUUUACCUUCAUACGAUAGCACAAUAUCUUUAAUUCCUUUGUUAAUUAAUGAUUAUAUUUUACCACCAGCUUAUGGCACCAUUUAA
This is a messenger RNA of Diversispora eburnea, 1071 nucleotides long. The record is from the annotation of a GenBank genome assembly. NCBI's taxonomy places the organism in Eukaryota, Fungi, Glomeromycota, Glomeromycetes, Diversisporales, Diversisporaceae.